Molecule: messenger RNA, 1734 nt
Organism: Phaedon cochleariae (mustard beetle)
Lineage: Eukaryota; Metazoa; Arthropoda; Insecta; Coleoptera; Chrysomelidae
Source: the annotation of a GenBank genome assembly
UGACAAACUGUCAUGUUCCAAGCUCCUUUUACUUUCGAAAUUCGACUUUCGUCAUUUUAAAAAUUAAAAUGGCUAGUGUUAGAAAUAUUUUUGGAAUCUUGAAUACUAAACCAAUAAUCAUUUUAGUGACACCUCAAAUAAAUAAAAUCUCCACAAGACUUUUUCAUUAUGGCAAAGAAUGUACAAAAUCAACAGUUUCCCAUAAGAACCAACAACUAUCGAAUAUUAUCCAUGCAGGAGUCAGCAUUCCAAUCCGGCAAUUCCAUUCUAGUCAGCCACUUAGGGCAACAAGAAACUACUAUGAGGUACUAGGAGUUGGUCGCAAUGCUUCCGGAGCAGAAAUAAAAAAAGCCUACUACAAACUUGCUAAGCAGUAUCAUCCUGAUGUGAACAAGGACCCUGAAGCUCAAAAGAAAUUUCAAGCAGUAUCAGAAGCAUAUGAGAUUUUAGCUGAUGAUACAAAACGUAAGCAAUAUGAUACAUAUGGAGCCACAGCUGAUCAGAUGGGUGGAAUGGGAGGGUCUGGUAGAGCACAAGGUCCACAAGGAUUCAGUCAGCAUUGGCAGUAUCAAUCUACAAUAGAUCCAGAGGAAUUAUUCAGGAAAAUAUUUGGUGAUGCAGCCUUUGGAAACAAGGGGUCUUCCCCUUUUGAGGAUUUUGCUGAGUCCAGAUAUGGAUUUGGGGAAGCCCAAGAAAUUGUUUUGAGGAUAUCAUUCAGUCAAGCAGCCAGAGGUACUAACAAGGAUGUCAACAUAAAUGUGGUGGAUACCUGCCCAAAAUGCAAUGGUUCUAGAUGUGAGCUUGGCACCAAAGCUACCAAGUGCCAAUUUUGCAAUGGUACUGGUAUGGAAAGCAUCACAACAGGGCCAUUUGUGAUGAGAUCUACUUGUAGAUAUUGUCAAGGGACAAGAAUGUAUAUUAAGCAUAAGUGUGUGGAAUGUGAGGGAAAGGGAUCAACUGUUCAAAGGAGGAAAGUGACUGUACCUGUUCCUGCAGGAAUUGAGGAUGGCCAAACUGUGAGGAUGUCUGUGGGAAAGAAAGAGCUUUUUGUCACAUUUAGGAUAGACAAGUCUGAUUAUUUCACUAGAGAUGGAGCAGAUGUACACACAGAAGCUGAUAUUUCUGUAGCUCAAGCUCUACUAGGAGGUACCAUCAGAAUAGAAGGAUUGUAUGAAGAUCAUACUAUUCAAGUUAUGCCUGGCACUUCUUCACACACAAGAAUUCGUUUGAGCGGCAAGGGGAUGAAACGUGUCAAUGGAUAUGGACAUGGCGACCAUUAUGUCACCUUCAAGGUGGUUAUUCCCAAGCAUUUGGAUGAAAAGCAGAAGGCCUUGGCAAUGGCCUAUGCUGAAUUGGAAAAAGACACGCCUGGAACGAUUUUGGGAGUGACGAUCAGAAAAGAUGGCAGUAAACUGACUACAUCUGAGAAGUUAGAACUUUUGAAUGCCAUUCGGUUAGUUUUAGAAGGUAAGAAAGAAAGCAAUUCUGAGAAAGAUACUGAUUUAAACAACAAUAGGACGAAAAAUAUAGGGGAAAUAGAACAAGCAGUGGAUAGAAGUAAAGAUGUACAAAGUGAAGUAGUUGAAGAAAGUGAUAGGGAAGAAACAAAAUUGAAAAAUAAGAAUUGAGAAUUCUGUUUUUAGUACCCUGGUGUACAUAUUCAUUUCAAGUCAUAGUUUUUUACAUAAUUUGUUAUUUAUCUAUCAACUGGAAAUAAAAGUUAUUUCAGUGUUA